AUAAAUUGAUAUGAUUCCAUUCAAGUUUUCGUCCACAAGAAAAGAAGAAGCCGUGGCCUCCCUCGCCCAUCAAAAGGGGAGAAACAACGGUCCGCCGCCCGCCUGACAUAAGAGCCACCGUCAUUAACCCCCUACUCCCCCCUAAAGUGCCGGCCCACCUCUAUAAAUUAAACACCACCAGCCACUCCGUUCAUCAAUUCAUCAUCCCAAAAUCCUUCUCGUCAUCUUCAUCUAUCAAUUCCAUCUCUAAUUCGAUAUUUGAAAAUUCACCCGUUUUCUAAUAUGGAGCUCAUUCCGGGUCUUCCCGACGACGUCGGCCGCGACUGUCUAAUUCGCGUUCCCUACGAUCACUUCUCCUCGGCUUCGUCGGUGUGUCGACGUUGGAAGGCCGAGAUUCAGCACCCAGAUUUUUUCCGGAGCCGGAAGUCCGCCGGAUGCGCCCGAUCCAUCGUAGUAAUGGCUCAAGCUCGGGUCGACCCUGCCGAAGUUCCUUCCUCCCUCAAGCACUUAGCUUCGCCGGCUUACCGUCUUACUCUAUGCGACCCGGGAAUCGGCAGCUGGCACGAGUUGCCGGCGGUUCCGGGUUUUGCAGGACUUUUGCCGAUGUUUUGCCGGAUCGUCGGAGUCGGGUCGGACCUCGUGGUGAUGGGCGGGUGGGACCCGACAACUUGGGAGGUUUCCAAUGCGGUGUUUAUCUACAAUUUCGUUUCGACCUCGUGGCGGCGCGGCGCCGAUAUGCCAGGUCGGCGGAGGUCCUUCUUUGGCUGCGCGUCGGAUUCUCGUCGGGCGGUCUUCGUAGCCGGCGGCCAUGAUGAGGAAAAGAAUGCGCUGAGAUCGGCUUUGGCGUAUGACGUGCCAAAUGAUGAGUGGACGCCUCUGCCUGACAUGGAAUGCCAGCGCGAUGAGUGCAAAGGACUAUUCCGCGGAGGAAAAUUCCACGUCAUCGGUGGGUAUACUACAGAAAUGCAGGGUCGAUUCGAGAGAAGUGCUGAGGCCUUUGAUGUUACGACGUGGCACUGGUAUCCACCGCAGGCUGACCUCUUGGAAGCUAACGUGUGUCCGAGGACUUGCGUGGAUGGUAGCGGAGGGAAGCUGUACAUGUGUUUGAAGGAACACGUGGCGGUAUUUGACAAAUCCAAGGGGCAGGAGGUGGCUGAGCUGCCGGCUGACGUGUGCAGGAUAGCCUGUACAUCGUCGUGGGAAGGCAGGUUGUUAGUGAUUGGCUCUGCAAGAAUUGGUGGGCCUCACUCAGCAUAUAUAUUGGAUUUGAAGGAUUACAAGUGGACAUCGGUGACCGCACCGGUGGAGUACUCCGGCCACGUUCAGUCUGCCUGUUGCUUGGAAAUAUGAGUCUAAUGUAAUAAAUGUAGAUACGAAGCUGCUAGUUGUUUUAUUUAUUUAUUUAUUUUUUUUGUAACAUUGUAUUUAAAUUAUGUAAAAUGAAUUUAUCAAAUAAAUUAUUUAAAUCAUUAA
Molecule: messenger RNA, 1473 nt
Organism: Malania oleifera
Lineage: Eukaryota; Viridiplantae; Streptophyta; Magnoliopsida; Santalales; Ximeniaceae
Product: F-box/kelch-repeat protein At1g15670
Exons: 1
Coding region: 283-1350 (355 amino acids)
Biological process (GO): negative regulation of cytokinin-activated signaling pathway; regulation of phenylpropanoid metabolic process
Molecular function (GO): protein binding
Source: RefSeq, a predicted model, not a curated record